UCAAAAUAUCACAGUGUACUCGGAGAAGUGAGAACGGGCAGCUGACGGUGUCCAAGUCAACACGGUUGCUUGAAAAGCUGCAUUCAUUUCAUGUAAUACGUAAACCGGACGCGAGGAUUCAUCAUGUUCGUCAGACUCGGAAGCAUGCUGUUGCUGUUGCUGUUGCUGUUGCUGCAGUUUGGACAUUCACUCGGGGCCCCUGGUUCAUUCAGCCUGGAUUACCAGAAGGACUGCUUUCGGAAAGAUGGAGAAGAGUUUCGCUACAUAUCAGGAAGCAUCCAUUACAGUCGGAUCCCCCGAGUCUACUGGAAGGACCGACUGCUCAAGAUGUACAUGGCAGGACUGAAUGCCGUCCAGACGUACAUUCCCUGGAACUACCACGAAGACUUUCCGGGCCGGUACAAUUUUAGUGGAGACAGAGAUGUGGAAUAUUUCCUUCAGCUGGCUCAAGACAUAGGUUUAGUGGUCAUCCUUCGGCCUGGACCCUACAUAUGUGCAGAGUGGGACAUGGGUGGGCUGCCUGCCUGGCUGCUCAACAAGAAAGACAUUGUGCUGCGCUCCUCAGAUCAAGAUUACAUCACAGCAGUAGAUGAGUGGAUGGGGAAGUUACUGCCAAUGAUGAAGCCUUUUCUCUACCAGAACGGUGGUCCUAUCAUCACUGUACAGGUGGAGAAUGAAUACGGCAGUUAUUUUGCCUGUGACUACAACUACAUGCGCCACCUGACGAAGCUGUUCCGGUCUCACCUUGGUGAGGAGGUGGUGCUCUUUACCACAGAUGGAGCUGGGCUCAGCUUCCUCAAGUGUGGCUCAAUACAAGGUCUCUACGCUACUGUUGACUUUGGGCCAGGUUCAAAUGUAACCGCUGCCUUUGAUGCACAGAGACACGCUGAACCUCGUGGACCUUUGGUGAACUCUGAGUUUUACACUGGCUGGCUGGAUCACUGGGGGUCCGCCCACUCUGUUGUGUCGUCUGCCAUCGUGGCAAAGACCCUCAACGAGAUGCUUGCUGUGGGAGCAAACGUCAACCUAUACAUGUUCAUAGGAGGGACAAACUUUGGAUACUGGAAUGGGGCCAACGAUCCAUACGGCGCACAGCCCACAAGCUACGACUACGAUGCCCCGCUCACGGAAGCAGGAGACCUCACGGAGAAGUACUUUGCUAUUCAAGAGGUGAUCAAAAUGUACCAUAAGAUACCAGCGGGACCAAUACCACCCACAACUCCAAAGUACGCAUAUGGGACUGUUGGGAUGAAAAAGCUCCAGACGCUAUCCGAUGCCUUAGAAACACUGUCUCUCUCUGGCCCCGUCAAAAGCAAAUAUCCUCAGACUUUCAUUGAACUGAACCAGGCAUUUGGUUAUGUCCUCUACAGGACCACUCUACCUGUUAACUGCAACACACCAACUCCACUGUCAUCUCCACUGAACGGCGUCCAUGAUAGAGCGUAUGUGUCCGUGGACGGGGUGGCUGUGGGGAUUCUUGAAAGGAAUAAAGUCAUAACUAUCAACGUGACUGGGAAAGCUGGCAGUCAGGUGGACUUACUGGUGGAGAACAUGGGCCGAAUCAACUAUGGAAAGAACAUCAAUGACUUUAAGGGCCUGGUGUCCAACAUGACUCUGGGGAAGGAUACGCUCACUGGCUGGACCAUGUACAGCCUCAGCAUCGAUGACGCAGUCAGUCAGGGUCUUCUCGGUGAAACGAAACCAACAGACCCACCUCCGCCUCCUGCUCUCUCCCUGCCAGCCUUCUACAAGGGAAGCUUCAUCAUUCCUGACAGCAUCCCAGACCUCCCCCAGGACACCUACAUCAAGCUGCCCAAAUGGAAGAAGGGGCAAGUUUGGAUUAAUGGCUUCAACCUCGGACGUUACUGGCCAACCCGAGGCCCUCAGGUGACACUUUUUGUCCCUGCCAACAUACUCAGCACUGCUGCACCCAACAAUGUGACUGUUCUGGAGCUGGAAGAAGCUCCCUGCAGCUCAGGGCCAUGCAGUGUGGAGUUUACUGCCACCCCCAUCCUGAAUGCAACAGUCCAGUCCGACUACAAAUGGGAAAGGAGGCUUUUCAUUAAAGAUGAUUUGUUGUGAUAUUAAGGGAACUUCCUGCUCCACAAAAGGAAUCAAUUUGCACUAUUCUAUUUGCCGAUGUACAAAACUCAAAUCUGCACGUGUGUGAACUCGAUGUAUGCGUGAUUUAAAAAAAAAAAAGAAGAAAAAAAAAAAGCUGGAAUAUAUGAAGGAAAGGUUGAUUUGUGUCACAUCAGUGAUUGAAUUUGUCUUUAUGAAAUGUGAAGAUGGUGUUUUUAGCCAAAUAAUGUAUUUAACCAUCACAUCAACUGUGGGUGUCUCUACCUCACUGAAUCUGCAGGAAAAUACUGUCUACAACAACAGAUGCAUUGUGGGACUGCUGACAUGUAGCUUCUAUUAGCUUUGAAAUAUUUGUUGUAUGUACUCUGAUUUAAUGCUUGUUGAGCAUUUGGGCUUUUGGAACAUAACAUAAACAUAUGAUUGGAUAAUA
Messenger RNA from Cyclopterus lumpus (lumpfish), 2512 nucleotides. RefSeq names its product galactosidase, beta 1 (gene glb1). Gene Ontology annotation, cellular component: vacuole. Gene Ontology annotation, biological process: carbohydrate metabolic process. The transcript has 16 exons. The record is from RefSeq and is a predicted model, not a curated record. Gene Ontology annotation, molecular function: beta-galactosidase activity. The coding region runs from base 124 to 2082 and encodes 652 amino acids. Lineage: Eukaryota; Metazoa; Chordata; Actinopteri; Perciformes; Cyclopteridae.